Messenger RNA from Penicillium taxi, 234 nucleotides. RefSeq lists its product as uncharacterized. The transcript has a single exon. The coding region runs from base 1 to 234 and encodes 77 amino acids. NCBI's taxonomy places the organism in Eukaryota, Fungi, Ascomycota, Eurotiomycetes, Eurotiales, Aspergillaceae. The record is from RefSeq and is a predicted model, not a curated record.
AUGUCUCUCCCCUCCUGCACCCGUCAAUUGCUUACCGGAGCUCUCUCCAAGUCUCGAUCCCUACCAGUCCGCCUCUCAUCGUCUUCCCGUCUCUACUCAACUGGACCCAAGCCUCCGCCCAAGAAAGACUCAGAUUUCAAGAUCUUGCCCAUCCUAGCCCUGAUCGGCAUCAGCUCAGGCUCCUACUUGCUCCUCGUCAAAUCCCGAACUGGUCAAACUCCUGGUCCUAAAUAA